Effrenium voratum is the source of this 806-nucleotide messenger RNA. The record is from the annotation of a GenBank genome assembly. Lineage: Eukaryota; Dinophyceae; Suessiales; Symbiodiniaceae.
GAGACUUGCCCUUGCACAUCGAGGCGCCCUCGCCACCAUUCUCGCUGCAAAUUGGGGCAGAGCACGUGGGCCACCUCAUGCUCCCACCCAACGAGACGUUGGCCUUUCGGAUAGCUGUGGACAGCUCGCGCCAGCUCCUUUGUGAUUUCCUGGUUGUGAACAUCGAGUGCUCGCCGCCUUUGCUGAUUGACAUCGUUUGCGCUCCAGAGGGAACCAGCGAAGAGGAAGUGCAGGGCUGUGUGGCGGCAGCUAGGGCGGCCAUGAAGCAGCCAGCUGCGCUCGCUGCGCCACCAGCUGCGGCACCAGCUGCGGCCGAGAGUGCCUCGCCUUGCCCGGCACCAGUGCCAACAGCGCUGGCCGAGUUCUUGGGCGAGGAGCCAACUGCCGCUGCUUUGCGCGGCGGGCUUCGCUUUGAGGUGGCGGCUCCACCGUCUCCACCAGACACUCCAGAGUCCGGGCGAGGAGGAGCGACGGCCCGAGAAGUGAUGGAAUCCUUUGACGACCGGCCGCCAACGCCAACGCCCGAAGGGUUCCAGAUGCCUGAGCCAAAGAUCCUGCGGGUGGAGCAGACUCAACGCAAUGCCCAGCAGGGGCCUUGCCAAAGCUCUGGUGGCCAACCAGCCGCUGACCUAUCCGGAGCAGUUUCUUCCCAGGUGAAGCUAUCCCCAGCAGAGGCUACGCGCAUUGCGGCGCUGCGUGCGAAGGGCAUGUUGGACACCCCGUCCACGCCCUCCGCGCCAUGUGCGCCGGAGCCGGCAGCCAGACCGCCGCCACCAGAAGGCUACGACGAUGCGGACCGGGCAUGA